AUGGGUGUCAAAGACUUAACGAAACUACUGAAACGACACGCCCCCGAGGCUUUAGUCCUCAAAACAAUUAACGAUUUUCGAGGAAAAACCUUGGCUAUCGAUGCCAGUGUAUUUAUACGUCGCUUCGUGAAAGGCGCGCCGCGCAACAAUGAAAUUCACCAGUAUCCUCAUAUUGUCGGAUUCUACCACUUGACAAUGUUUCUAAAGCAGCACAACAUCAAACCGAUAUUUGUGUUUGAUGGCAAACGACGUGUCAAAGAGAAACACCAGGAACUUUUGAAACGAAGGAUAUUACGUCAAAAUACCAAUACGGGACUAAAGUUUGAAGAGAACAGAAAGACACGGUUGGAAAAGUGGGAGAAUGUUGUUGAGAAAAUGAAGAAUUUGGAGGAUGUAAAAUCCGAAUUUCUUACUACAGGGAUCAAGGAUGUUGCGGUAGAAAAAUUUAAAGAGUUGGAAGUAAUUCAUCCGGAUUUAGUGUCGCCGCGAAUCAAAGAUUUAGUUAAUCAAAUUGGACGUGAAAUUCAAGAUAUAGAUUCGGAAAUUACAUGGGAGACACCUAUGAGAUUGGAAAUAGUUGCUCAACCAGAACCUAUUAUUACGUCGCCAGAAGAGAUUUCUGUUGAAGAAUCUAAAGAAGAGCCCGUUGAAAUUCGCCAAGAUGAGGCAAUUAUAGAACAAUUCGAAGAAAUUGAAACCUUUGAGAAAGAGCCUUUACAAUUAGACACAAUCGAUAUAAGCAAUUUAAUAAUAAUUUCCGAAGCAUUCGAGAGAUUGAUCGUCCAACUCAUUCAACUAGAACCUAUUACUACUACUACGUUACCAGAAGAAAUUUCUGUUGCUGAAAAACCUAAAGAAAAGCCCGGUGGAAUUCGUCAAGAUGAAGCAACUACGGAAAAACCUAAAGAACCCGUUGAAAUUCGUCAAGUCGAGACAAUCACGGAAAAAUUCGAAGAAGUCAUAAUUUCUGAGAAAGAUCCUAUACAAUUAGACACAGCUGACAUAAACAAUUUAAUAGUUUCCGAAGCAUUUGAGAGAUCCAUCGCCCAACUCAUUCAACUAGAAUCAAUUACUACCACAUUGCCAGAACAGACUUCUGUUGCUGAAAAACCUAAAGAAGGGCCCGUUGAAAUUGAUAUAUCCACAAAAGAUGAGCAACGCUUAGAUGCUGAACUCGUUAUGGAAAAAUUAGAAUCUGUUGAAAUUGAGAUGCCGCCAUCGGAUCAAGAAGAGAUCAAGAUAAUUACAGAACCUUCAAGAGUAGAGGAAGUUAGUUCGCUUGAUACACCGUUGAUCGAGAAGACAAUAGUUGAUAUAAUACAGGGACCUCUAGUAGUUACCGAAGAACCUGCGAUAAUAAAAGAGGAAUCUGUAGUUACCGAGGACAUUGUAUUUCGAGCGGAACCUGCAGAGAUAGCCAAAAUUGAAGAGUCUAUAAUACCAAUAAGUGAGCUAAUCGAAGAAGAAAUUACAAAGGUAGAAGAACCAAAAGUUGAAGAAAUUGUAGCGCUUCAAGAACAUGAAUUAAUAAAAGAAGCAGAUGCCGAGGAAAUGAUAAGUGAAACCGCAGAAGAACCGAUAAUACUAGAGCCCGAUCAAGCUCAGAUAAUUCAAGAAACGGUUGCAAAAAUACAAGAGCUUGAUGUCACAAUUGAAGAGAGCAUUCCAUUACGUAAAGAAGCUGAGGACGUAAUGCAAGGUGCUUUUGAGAUGGUAGAAGCAAUGGCACAAAUGGGCGACGAGAGAACAUUCAAGGAACGACAUCCAAGUUUUUCGCCCACAGAAGAAAUGUUGGAUUUGAAAAAAGAGGUCGAAGAUAUAGUCAAAGGAACACUAGAUGAUGUAAAAGAACUAGUAAGUACUAAAGCAUACUCGAAAACACAACUAAACUUUAAGAAAGUCGAGUUCCAUAUUCUUGAUACUAUGGUAUCCGGUAAAACUGAUGAAGAUCUCAUGAGAAAAGUGAGCACCGAAAGUCAUAAUCUAGUGAUAUCAUUACAGAGGCGAGUUGCACCGAUUACCUCCAAAAUGAUUUACGAGAGUCAAGAAUUUCUACGCUCGUUAGGAAUGCCAUGUAUAACAGUUGAAGAUCAUGAAGCGGAAGCCAUGUGCGCAACCCUGACUGCGAAUGGAAUAGCUGAUGCUUCGGUUACCGAGGAUAUGGAUACCGCAUUAUUUGGUGAUGGCCCAUUUUUGCGAUUUUUCCUAUUUAAGAACAAACCCAUUUUAGAAAUUUCUUCUGCACGAGCUCGAGAACAAUUAGAAUUAUCUCAAGACGCGUUUCUUGACGUUUGUAUUCUCUGCGGCACAGAUUUUGCCGAAAAAAUCAAAGGAAUCGGUCCAAUGAAUGCCUAUAAACUCGUCAAAAAACACGGCUCAAUCGAACGAGUCAUUGAAAAUCUCGAUCAGAAAAAAUAUCCGAUUAAACCGGAUUUCAUAGAAGAAGUCCAAGAUGCCCGAAUGGUAUUUAAGAACCCGCCGCCGUUGCCAAAACUUCGACCACAAGACCUGGAAAUUAAGCCACCGAGCGAAAAAAUUCCUUUAUUAUUCGAUAAAUAUGAGAUUAGUGAAAAUGUGGGCUCGUAUGAUUUCAAUGAAGUCUUUUUCAUAGUUUCUCAUAAUAUGGGACCUGAUCCGUUCGCUGGAGCUUUUCAAACGCAUUCUAAAUUUUAA
Molecule: messenger RNA, 2673 nt
Organism: Ambispora gerdemannii
Lineage: Eukaryota; Fungi; Glomeromycota; Glomeromycetes; Archaeosporales; Ambisporaceae
Source: the annotation of a GenBank genome assembly